Pungitius pungitius (ninespine stickleback) is the source of this 2534-nucleotide messenger RNA. It is a transcript of the gene arl6ip5a, whose product is annotated as ADP-ribosylation factor-like 6 interacting protein 5a. Lineage: Eukaryota; Metazoa; Chordata; Actinopteri; Perciformes; Gasterosteidae. Gene Ontology annotation, cellular component: membrane. Gene Ontology annotation, biological process: negative regulation of transport. The coding region runs from base 24 to 596 and encodes 190 amino acids. The transcript has 3 exons. The record is from RefSeq and is a predicted model, not a curated record.
AGGACCUGACUGACAGAAGGCCAAUGGCUAAAGUGGAGCUGACGCCGCUUCGACCGUGGGACGACUUCUACCCCGGCUCGGAAAGGUUCGCCAAGCCGGACGGCAAAGAUUUGGCGAAAUGGAACAACAGAGUUGUCAACAACCUGCUUUAUUAUCAGACUAAUUAUCUGGCUCUGGGCAUCGCCGUGUUCCUGGUUGUGGGGUUCCUGAACCCUGUGGGGAUGCUCACAGCCGUAGUCGUGGUGUCGGCCGUCUUCGUGGCGUCGGUGUGGGCCGCAGAGAACAGAUCUGUGAUCAGCCACUUCAAGAGGAACAAUCCCACGGUCUUCGUGGUCGCCGUCAUGGUUACCAGCUACAUGUUGAUCUCCGUGCUGGGCAGCGUCAUGGUGUUCAUGUCGGCCAUCACUUUACCUUUGGCUUUGAUAUUUGCACACGCUUCCUUUCGCCUCCGCAACAUGAAGAAUAAACUGGAGAACAAGAUGGAGGGAGCCGGACUGAAGAGGUCCCCCAUGGGCAUUUUGCUGGAGGCCCUGGGUCAGCAGGAGGAGAACUUUCUAAAGAUCCAGAGCGUCCUGGAGGGAAAACUGAAGGACUGAAUGGACUUUGUUCUCUCGUGUGGUCUUCUUUUGGCCAAACAGCUCAACAUCCAAAGUCUUCUCAAAGUUUCUAUCAUAUACACUGUGUGUGUGUGUGUGUGUGUGUGUGUGUGUGUGUGUGUGUGUGUGUGUGUGUGUGUGUGUGUGUGUGUGUGUGUGUGUGUGUGUGUGUUUGAAAAGCAAGCAUCUUCUCCCUCAGGGUGUCUGUCUUCCACUGAGAACCUGCCUGAGCACUUUGACAGACGUCUCAGCUACGCAGUGUGUGCGAGUGUUCAUGUGGAACACAGCUGGAUACACCAGCCCCCCACCCCCCCCCACCCCCCUCACCCGCCCAAGUGUUGCUUUGAAAGAAAGAAUAAAAAAGCACACAGCUUCUGGACUGUGAAGGUUUUUAAACUAAUAAUAUGGAUUCUCUUCAAUUCCUUCGGUGAGCAUUGGGAAUAAAAGAGAAGGCAGUGCUUUUGACACGAACAUGUGACUCGGAGCGCUGAUCCCCGUGUCUGUAUUUAAAUGAAGGUUCAAAGGAGUUCGAGGUCUUAACCCUUGGCCAUCGGUAUUCCUCCUGUCCCUCUGGACUGUUUAAUCUUGACAGUGAUGGAUUGUCUAACUUUGCUUUGCUCUCCACUUGCCUUCAAUGCUAAUCAAUGGGCCGCAGUAGAUAAUAGAGAGCUGCACAGUGACGGAGGGGAUUCAUCUGAACCCCAGAUAGCUGCUGCGUCAGCGUCUUCCAGCUGCUUUUCUUAUUGGAUUCCAUUUGAAAUUAACUGCAGAUAACGAGAAUCCACGUGGAACACAAAGCCCUGUAAUUUGCUGAUGUGGCAGUGUGCAGAUUGGGAGACCACAUGAUGAAAACGAUUGGCAAUAAAAAGAGUAAUCACUGUUUUUUGCUUUCAAAAAGACACCUCAGGGCAUCUCCAUCCAUAUUGUGCAACUUGGAAGAAGCAAUAAACUCAAGUCAAGUCUUGUCUCCAAGGACACAGUGGAGACCCUUGUUCAGAUGCAGCUGCUGCCCCCCCCCCCCCCCCGCCCUCCCGACAGGUGCCCGAUCUCUCCUGGACAGACUUGAAUUGACUUGAAUUCCAGGAGACGACGGCACAAACAAACACACAAAACACCACCGGAGUCGACACAACUUUGCCUCGUUGUCAUUGUUUGCAAAGGUAUCCAAGCAACCUGUCACCCAAAAAGCAGCCUGUGUACAGUCCUUCUGACUGAUGCUAUCUGUUCACUUUCCACCACAACGAGGCGUGGUGCAAGCAGUCAUUGCGUCUAACGGUGCUCACGGCUCGCCGCCUCGGGGCCUGACCUCUUUUCGGGUCAUGCUUCACCUUCAGUUUGCCUCUUCUGCAGCUGAUCAUGUGACACGUUGAGGUGUUGACUGACCUCCAAUGCGGAGGGGGCCUUAAGACUUGCAUUCUUUCUACUAACCAGCAGGGGGCAACUCCUUGUUGCAAAAGUGAGUCUGAAAUAAAUAUAAAUCUUUGAGAAAAGGACCCCCUUUUCUAGCUUGAUUUAUACGAUUUAUAUUAAGUAAAUAUUUGAAAUAGAGUUCAUGGAUCUAGUUUCAAGUCUUCCUCAAUACGGCAUGGUGUUAAGUUCUGCUCGGCGCCAUAUCCAGCGUCUCGGCAUGGCGACGGUCUAUCCGUGGUGCAGCCUCGUCCUCAAGUUCAUUUAAUAUUUCCAGAGCAAGGACAACGACUCUGGAUUGAGUUCAUCUAGAAUCUAAUAAAUCAUACAGGGGCCGUUCAUGUGUUCACACGGAGUCAUUCACAACGUAAGUGUGUGCAUCACGUGACGGACCUGGACACGAGCACCACACCUUCUGACCGCUGGCUCCAUCUGGCUGCUCGUUGGCCCACGUGAUCCGAUAAUCCCUCUGUGACCCGUCGGAGCUGCUCCUCCCUGGAUGGAGGUGGGCGUGAUGAUCCUGGAGGAGGC